Molecule: messenger RNA, 2177 nt
Organism: Vicia villosa (hairy vetch)
Lineage: Eukaryota; Viridiplantae; Streptophyta; Magnoliopsida; Fabales; Fabaceae
Product: protein NRT1/ PTR FAMILY 8.1-like
Exons: 5
Coding region: 185-1918 (577 amino acids)
Biological process (GO): oligopeptide transport; transmembrane transport
Cellular component (GO): membrane
Molecular function (GO): tripeptide transmembrane transporter activity
Source: RefSeq, a predicted model, not a curated record
UUUCAAUUUAUUAUAAAAUAACAAAAACAAAAAUCUAUAUCUUUUCUAUGUACUUUCUCCUAGUUUUGUCCAUGUUCUCAAUUCCACAUAUUUUCAAAACCCUUUGUUUCUCUCUCUAAAUCUUUGAAAUUUUUGAAGAAGCUUUAAAUUUGUUGGUAGCAAAUAGGAAAUUGUUUCUGCUACUAUGGUAGAUGUCAUUAAAAAACAUGAUGAGAAUGAAGGAGAUGACUUAUAUACGGAAGAUGGAACGUUGGACAUUCGCAAAAGACCUGCCAACAAGAAAAAGACGGGAAAUUGGAAAGCAUGCAGCUUUAUUCUCGGAAAUGAAUGUUCUGAAAGAUUGGCUUACUAUGGCAUGAGUACAAACUUGGUGAACUAUCUUCAUGACCAAUUCGGACAAAAUAACGCAACUGCUGCAAAAAACGUCAACACAUGGUCCGGGACAUGUUAUAUCACACCAUUGCUUGGAGCCUUUUUGGCUGAUUCGUACUUGGGAAGAUACUGGACAAUUGCUAGUUUUUCGUGUAUCUAUGUCAUUGGAAUGGCGCUUUUAACGUUUUCUGCAAUUGCGCCUGGAUUGAAGCCACCAUGUGAUGCUGAUGGUUGCCAUCCUACAGGAGGACAAACUGCAGCCCUCUUUAUAGCACUCUACUUGAUUGCUCUUGGAACCGGCGGCAUCAAACCAUGUGUUUCAUCUUUUGGUGCUGACCAAUUUGACGAUAACGACGAGGCUGAGAAGAAAAAGAAAAGUUCUUUUUUCAAUUGGUUUUACUUCGCAAUCAAUAUUGGCGCGCUCAUUGCCUCGUCGGUGUUGGUUUGGAUUCAGAUGAAUGUGGGAUGGGGAUGGGGCUUCGGAGUACCUGCAGUUGCAAUGGUUAUCGCGAUUAUAUUUUUCUUCAUCGGAAGUCAAUGGUAUAGACUUCAAAUACCUGGUGGAAGUCCCAUUACAAGGAUUUGUCAAGUUUUAGUUGCGUCAUUUAGGAAACACGGGCUAAAAGUUCCAGAUGAAAAGUCUCUUUACGAGACUGCGGAUGCAGAGUCUAAUAUCAAAGGCAGCCGCAAACUUGAACAUACAGAUGAAUUGAAGUGUUUGGAUAAGGCAGCGGUAGUGACAGAAUCCGACCAGACUAAAGACGUUCCGAGUCCAUGGAGGCUUUGCACCGUAACGCAGGUUGAGGAGCUCAAAUCGGUUAUCCGAAUACUUCCCGUUUGGGCAUCACUGAUAGCCUUCGCAACAGUCUACAGUCAAAUGGGAACAAUGUUUGUGUUACAAGGCAACACAAUGGAUCAACACAUUGGCCCUAAGUUCGAAAUUCCAUCGGCAUCCCUCUCCCUUUUCGACACUCUAAGUGUCAUCUUCUGGGCUCCAGUCUACGACCGCAUCAUUGUCCCCUUUGCAAGAAAGUACACCGGCCAUGAACACGGAUUCACACAACUUCAACGUAUAGGAAUCGGCCUAGUCAUCUCCAUCUUCUCCAUGAUUGUGGCCGGCAUUCUAGAAGUCGUCCGUCUUGACAUAGUUCGAAAAAACAACUACUACGAACUCAAAACCAUCCCCAUGUCGAUCUUCUGGCAAGUACCGCAGUAUUUCCUCAUUGGUGCAGCCGAAGUCUUCACAAAUAUCGGUCAAAUGGAGUUCUUUUACGGCGAGUCACCUGAUGCAAUGAGAAGUUUGUUAUCUGCGCUUUCACUAACAACUAAUGCAUUGGGAAAUUAUGUGAGUACAUUGCUUGUUAUUAUUGUGACUAAAGUUACUACGAGAAAUGGAAAUGUUGGUUGGAUACCAGAUAAUAUGAAUAGGGGUCAUCUCGAUUAUUUCUACUGGCUUUUAACCAUUCUUAGUAUGGCCAACUUCAUUGUAUAUCUAUGGAUUGCCAAGAGGUAUACAUACAAAAAAGUGUCAAGAAAUACUGAUUGAGGAGUUGAAGCUUUGAUUGAAAAAUAAAGUAUUGAGAUUUAAUAAACAGUACAUAUGAUUAAAUCUCAGAUGUUUAUGAUAUGGUGUCUCAUUUUAGUCUCUUUUAAGCUUAAGGUGGAUUUUGUAGUCUAUGAUUAAGAUCCUAACAAUUGAACAGUUGAAAUAUGUUGUGUUGAUCUUUUGGUUCAUCUGUACAAUCCUUGUCAGUCAAUCUUAAAUUGUAUAACUGUUUGGAAAAUAUUUGUCUAGUUAAUGCCUU